Molecule: messenger RNA, 1061 nt
Organism: Phalaenopsis equestris
Lineage: Eukaryota; Viridiplantae; Streptophyta; Magnoliopsida; Asparagales; Orchidaceae
Product: protein NRT1/ PTR FAMILY 5.3-like
Exons: 3
Coding region: 18-989 (323 amino acids)
Biological process (GO): transmembrane transport
Cellular component (GO): membrane
Molecular function (GO): transmembrane transporter activity
Source: RefSeq, a predicted model, not a curated record
CUUUGCGUUCUUCAACAAUGGCGGAUUCAGAGAACGCUGAGAGGCGCGAGGAGAAUACAGAUUACACCAUGGAUGGAACAGUAGAUAUAAAAGGCAGACCUUUUCUCAGAUCAAAAGGAGGAAGAUGGUCUGCUUGUUCCUUUAUUGUUGUAUUUGAAGCAUUUGAGAGACUGGCAUAUUUUGGUGUGGCGCCGAAUCUAGUCGUAUAUCUCACAAAUAAGCUUCAUCAAGGCACCAUUAAAUCUUCAAACAAUGUCACAAACUGGUUUGGAACCAUAAUGUUGACACCAAUUUUUGGCGCAUAUAUUGCUGAUUCUCAUCUCGGUCGAUACUGGACUUUUGUAAUAUCUUCUGCAAUCUACUUAAUGGGAAUGAUACUUCUUACUCUUGCUGUAUCGCUCCCAUCGCUACGACCUCCAGCUUGUAAUUCGUCGAACAAAGAAGGGUGUGAAGCCCAGGCGAGUGCAGUCCAAGUAUCCAUAUUCUUCUUAGCAUUAUAUAUAAUAGCAUUGGGAGCUGGUGGAACCAAACCCAACAUAUCAACAUUUGGAGCUGAUCAAUUUGAUGUUUAUGACGAAGAGGAAAGAGCCCUAAAACUUUCAUUCUUCAAUUGGUGGACUUUCGCUCUCUUCUUUGGAAACCUCCUCUCAAGCACUGUCCUCAUCUAUAUCCAAGAUAACGUUAGCUUUUCAGUUGGCUACAUCAUACCCACAAUUGCAUUAGCCUUUUCAAUACUAGUAUUCUUUGUUGGCACACCAUUUUAUAGGCAUAAGUUGCCUUCCGGUAGUCCAAUCAUAAGAAUAGCUCGUGUUUUGGUGGCCUCUAUUCGAAAAUGGAAGAUUCCUUAUCCAAUAGAUUCAAAAGAAUUAUAUGAGCUCGACUCCGAGCACUCCUCAAAGAAGGCAUAUUACAAAAUCAAUCGCUCAAACUCACUAAGGUUAAUAUUGAUCAAGCUUGUCUUAUUUAUUAAACAAGGAGUUAGAAUGUAAGAAGUAUAAAAAAUAAUCCUCUACUACUUAUAUGAGGUCAUUUUAGUCUCAUAUUCGAUAAGAAUAUCAAAU